Messenger RNA from Cylas formicarius (sweet potato weevil), 1757 nucleotides. RefSeq lists its product as uncharacterized. Lineage: Eukaryota; Metazoa; Arthropoda; Insecta; Coleoptera; Brentidae. Gene Ontology annotation, molecular function: syntaxin binding; calcium-dependent phospholipid binding; clathrin binding. The record is from RefSeq and is a predicted model, not a curated record. Gene Ontology annotation, cellular component: synaptic vesicle membrane; axon; dense core granule. The transcript has 4 exons. The coding region runs from base 231 to 1325 and encodes 364 amino acids. Gene Ontology annotation, biological process: cellular response to calcium ion; calcium ion-regulated exocytosis of neurotransmitter; regulation of dopamine secretion.
CUAUCCGUGCGCGCGAGACAUUUUAAUCUGCCGACUAUUUAAAACAGCCGCGAUAAGAUAAAAGUGACGGUCGUCCCAAUAAACUAAUUAAGUCUCGGCUGAUCUUUUUUACGACGCGCAGUUUGCCGGAUCCCCGCGACCCUAAUUCACUUAAAUCGUUCAAUUGUUCGGCGACGUUAUGAUCUAAAAGUCGGACUGCGCUUACGGCAGUUACGCGCCGCGUCCUCCAGAUGGAGAAGAAGUUUGGCAACCUGCUGAGCCUCAACUCGCUGUUUAAGCCUUCGUCGGGCGGCGAAAACAAACGGCCGCACGCGGAUCCGCAGAUCGGAUUCAGGGUGGCGUUGAACGAGCGUCAGAAACAGUUGAAAGUGAGAGUGAUCGGCGCGAGACAGUUGCCGACCGAAUACGGAUCUGUCAAAGCCAAGGGCUACUGCGUCAAGGUGACGGUGUUUCCUAACAAGGAAAAAUAUGAGACGAAAGUGGUCAAAGAUUCUUGGCCGUCGAUAAACGAAGAUUUCAGCUUCGACGUCAACAUCCCCGAGAAAAGGGCCUGCGAUCCUCUCAAAGGCAAGUUCGUUUCGUUCACGAUAUACUCCGUGUUCGAAGAUGCGGCCGAUGACGACGCGCCUACGGAGAAGGCUAAACCGAGGAACGUGAUGAAGAGGUUCUUUUCCUUCAACGACGAAAGCGACUUUAUUCGUAAAAGCGGCAGAUUCCACAGGCGUAGCCUGAGGAACUCCCUGAUGAGGGAUCGGAAGACGAUCGGCGCGGUGACGUACAAUUUGGAGUUGAAGAAUUUCACGCAGGUCUUGCGUCAGGAUUUGAUCAGUACCGCAGAUGUGUGGAGGAGUAUCAAGGAGAUAACGAGUGGGAUCCCGUCGCAACCGAGAGAAGGCAGAAAGGGUUGCGUCGAACUGACGUUGCAAUACGCCGUCAGCGAAGAUGGUGCUAAUGACGUCAUCGAAAUUACAGUUACUAAAUUCCGGUGCAGUCUGCAGACAAUGCAGGACCACGAAAAAAUUGGAGGUCAGCUCUAUAUCAAAAUAACGGCUUUCGAAAGCGAAGACGUCGUCCAGAAGAAGAAGAGCGACAUGUUCGAUCCAACGAUAAGUCUGAAGCUGGAAGCCAACACGGCAACGCUGCGCGCUAGAGUUAACAGUUUUAUGUUAAGUCACGUGAAAAUCGUGAUCAGACUGUUGGCGAAAAAUAUCUUAGGAAAGAAAACCUUGCUCGGUAGGAUAGAGAUCGACAAAAACAAUCCGUUCUGGAAAGAGAUCAUCGGCAAGCCCGGAAUGGCCGUUACGAAAUUGGUCAAUUUUGAAUAGGACGCGGACAUUUUAUACUCGUGUGUGAUAUAUUCGACUUAAGUGUUUUGAUUGGUGGACAAAGGCUCACGACCCGAAACAUUCGCGACCAGCGUUGAGCGGAUAUUUAUAGCUUGUGAAAGGCGCUUUAACGGGUAAAUGGCACCUAAAAAGACCAAUUGGGAAAUAAUAAUAUAAAAAAAAGUCAAAACGCCCAUAUAAAAAAUUACUCUUAAAAUGCAAGUGGAAACUUGUCCUUGGUAUUUUUCCAAUGUAGCGUCAAAAACUUGUGAUUUAUUUAGGUCAAAUAUUUACUUAUCAAAUUGUUACGGUCACAAGUAAGUAAGCCAAGAUCAAGUGGAAGCUUUGUGAAAUCAGAUAAGUAACAAAAAACUUUACUAAUGGAUUUUCUUGCGUAUAUAAAACUAUUGUUAUCAAAAUAAACACUUUUAA